GCAUCUCCGUGGCUGUCCUACACCUCGGAGUGCCUGGUGGCCCUGUGGUUCGCCCUGGGGCCAAGGUGGGAGACAGACAGGGCCGCCGUGCACCCAACGCCGGCGGCAACCUUCACUCUCCAAGAGGACGCCAACCUCCGUAUCACGGGCGGCCGGCGGGAUCCGCCAAGUUGGCACCUGCGCAAG
Messenger RNA from Symbiodinium sp. CCMP2456, 186 nucleotides. The record is from the annotation of a GenBank genome assembly. NCBI's taxonomy places the organism in Eukaryota, Dinophyceae, Suessiales, Symbiodiniaceae.